Saccostrea echinata is the source of this 1530-nucleotide messenger RNA. RefSeq lists its product as uncharacterized. The record is from RefSeq and is a predicted model, not a curated record. Bases 219 to 1064 code for a protein of 281 amino acids. The transcript has 6 exons. Lineage: Eukaryota; Metazoa; Mollusca; Bivalvia; Ostreida; Ostreidae.
UAUAAGGUUUACAAAAAAUGUUUUAAAGAAAACUUCGCACAGAGGGUCAAGGUCGGAGUUGUAUGAGAAAAACAUGUUCAGCCCGUGAUAUUUUGUUCAGUACUACGUACAUGUUUGGAUCAGUUGAGUAAGCUGAAAAUAUUUCCACUUGUGUACCUCAAAUAUAGUUUGGGCGAACUAAUAAUACGUGCACCUGAAUAUCAAACACUAGCAGGACAAUGUCCACACCUAAGAAGCUCCGUCUGAUCACUUACUUGUCCCCAGGGAUUCCCAUUGAGGUGUUUGAACUUCUUCUGCACUAUCUUGAGGAUGUCACAGGACUGGAGGGGUACCUGAUGACAGAAUCACGCUGGAGUGGUCCUCCCCCAGACAGGAGGGACCCAUUCACAGAGGAAGAUGCCGAUAUUGGAUUUAUGAGCAGUUCAGCCUACCUGCGUUUGAAACAAGAAGGGAACAAUUAUAUAGAUCUGUGUUCAGCAGCUCCUGUACACCCACACAUUAAGGGAGGUAGUGAACCAGUGUACUUCUCUGAUGUUGUGGUCAAUGGUAGUAAAAAGGCAAGUUACACCACAUUUGUGGAUCUAAAAGGACAGACAUUUGCUUUCAAUGAUCCAGUCUCGCUGAGUGGAAGUCUGAUAGUUCUAGGCAAUCUAAAAAAAAUGGGCUAUAAUUCCAACUUCUUUGGCAACAUGCUGCAUUCUGGUUCCCAUUUGAACUCCAUACAGAUGAUAUUGGAUGGUAAAGCAGAUGUGGCAGCCAUUGACUCUAAUGUCCUGCAGUAUUAUCUCAAACAAAAUCCACAAAAUAGAGAAAACUUGUCAGUCUUAACUUCAUUUGGACCAAUGCCAGUUUAUCCUACCAUCUUCAAUUCUCGACUCAGCUCUGACUUUAAGAAGCAGAUAUCAGAUGCCUUGCUGAGAAUGCACAAAAUACCAGAGUGGAGGUCAAGGAUGAACGAGUGCUACAUUCAGAACUUUGCCGAGAUAGACGAAUCUCUGUAUAACAUUGAAACAGGGCUCAUGGAUGUUGUCAAGGGACUUAGCUUAUCUAAUAUCUACUAUUGACCAUAGCAACAUACAUUAUUAUUUGCUAAAGUCAGCUUUAAAAACAAAUCCUCUGUUCAUUACGAUGAUCAGAUUUGAAAUCUGAAUAAGGCUACUGAAAGUAACAAAGAAAUGAGCUCUUGACAAGAACUGUCAAAAAAAAAAAAGAAUCAGGUUGCGAAUGGGACAAAUUUUCAUUUAUACGUCUACAUUUUUUUAACAUUUUUUUAUUGCGCAUUUGUUGCUGAUGUUUAUAAUAGCCACCAAUAUUUUUAGUGCCAUAUAUAAAUUUUUUUUUGCAAAAACAAAAGGCAAUAUUUAAAUAAUACUGUAAGCAUGAAAUAUCAACAAUAAUUACAUGUAUAUGUUGGAGUAUAUUUUUAUGGUUUAAAAGCAAAAUGGAAAAUUCAUGUGUAUUUAUAGAAGGUUUAUACAUUCCUGUUUUUAUUGGUUCAGGUGGAAUUAAUAAUAAAAAUGUACAUUCAAA